Messenger RNA from Pocillopora meandrina, 6686 nucleotides. NCBI's taxonomy places the organism in Eukaryota, Metazoa, Cnidaria, Anthozoa, Scleractinia, Pocilloporidae. The record is from the annotation of a GenBank genome assembly.
CAGCCGCUUGUGAAAGGGGCUUCUAGUCGUUCCGGUUUCUUAACCUUGGCGCAUUUUGAAACGCAGCCAUAUAACUGAAAAUCAAACAAUACGGAUUCAGUCCUUAUCUCACAAUAGUCAGUCGUAUCUCAAGAGUUUCUCGUUUAUUUAGGACCCUGGACUAUUUAAAACCAAAAUAUGUUGUGUACAGAAACACGAUCUAUAAUAAUUCCGACGCGACUUAAAUCAGGUAUGCACCUUUGAAGGCAGUGUCAGAUUCUGCUGGAGACCAGCGAUCUGAACAACAGGCGAAGAGCUGUAGUGAAUCUUUGAACGAAAGAAAAUCUGUGCAGUAUGGGUAAGUAGUAGACAUUUUAUCUGAAUGUUGUUAGGGUGCAUUACCUAUCAGCGUCUUAAACCAUCAUAAGUCCGUGUGCUCUUUAUAAAAUAUCCAGGCUUACUGAGAAUGAUUUGAUUAUCGUCACAAAUUUGCCACUCGGGGAAUUCUCUUCCAAGAAAUCUUAGAUAUGAUGGAGCGUCAAUCCCCAGUUUUUUCUCCUUGAUCAUGAAGAGCGAGAUGUUACGCUCCUAGGUUCAUAAUUGUUCAGUAAUAUCUGAAUUGAACCCAACUGAAGCGAAUAGGGCGCCUUUCAUUAAAUUUGUACUCUCUAGAAAUCGAUAAUGGUCCGACAAUUUGGCACAGCUUUCGACAAUUAAAUUGACGGUAGGAUAUGAGAGCAAAGAAGGGAUCCAUAACGAAUCGUCAGUCUUGUUUGGAAAAAAAAAACUCUUUCUUUCUGUCUUUAUGUCAAGAGGCACGACAAGGAGCCGUUCCUUUUAAUCCAAUUUUGAAACAGCUACCCAAAAAUCACCACUCUAUUUUUCCUGAAUAGAAUUUUGCCUGAUGUGUCGCAGUUAUGUUCGAUAAAACGCUGGAAAAAAAUCCGUCACUUCUGAUAGUUUGAGAGCACCUCUAAACUGAAAAACAGAGCGGAUGUAUCGGUCAAUAGGGGUGCAUAUACGCAUGUACAUCAAAUUGUCAUUGACCUUACUAUGGCAUCAAUCGUUGCAGCAAAAUUUCAGUUGGAAACUUCUCGUUCUGUUGCAAUGAUUAGUUAACAGUAGGGAAGAUGUAGGCGAGGUUGUCUUUUCUUAGAUAUUUUUAACCUUUUAUCGACUACUAAUUGAAAGAACAGCGGAUGGCACCGUGUCAGAUUAAGUAAUUAGUCGAUGAAAUAUAACCGUUUGUCAGUUCUAUUGCUGUUAUUUAGAGGGCAAGCCGAGACCGAUGGUACGAAAUCAAUAAUGAGUGUAAACAUGCAGUGAAACCAGAUCAAGCCAAGCUUUACAUUUCAUACGAGUAAUAAAGAAACUGGUUCAACCAGUUUUUCGAAACUUAAAAAAUCUUUACAUACUUGUUAUAAGAUAUCUCCCCAAUUGGAAAAUAAUACAAAGAGAAUGCUGGCCUUAGCACAAAUGAAGCGUCGAUAAAUCUAUAUCCAAACCUACAAAUUCUCGUCAACUGAGCGAUCAUCUAAGAUCAGUAUAAAUGUAUUUUUGGGUGGGAAAAUUUGCUUUAAGGAAGUAAACUUCGUGCGACUAUCAGCGUAAACGUCCGAUAUUGGGGUUGAAAGUUAACCCUAAACAUGUUAAAUUUGAUUUUAUGCCAAUGUUGAUGGUAUUUGAAUCAUACUAUGCUUUGGGGGGGUUUAGUGUGCUAUUUUAGGAAGCGAACGAGAAAAUUUUGCGAAGAAACUUCCCACAGUUCUCAUGCUAAAAGCAUCAGCUUCCUAACAGGUGUUCCUCUCCCUUCCGAGGGCUUCUUUCAUUGUGGUGCGCAAAGUUGAAACUAAUAUCUGAACGACCACUUUUCUAAAUGCACUAAAGUCCACUGGCGUUUUCAAUAAUUAAUUUGUCGAGCAAAGAUUAGCUGUCUGCCCUUUAGCAGUUAUAAAGUUCGAUAGUGGAUAUGGGUGUAUCCUCUCGUGUCUCGACAAGUUGUAAAACUUGAAGGUCAACCAUAGUGAUGGUUGAGUGGACAGUUUCUUUCCAACUAUUACCAUCUUUUAUGACGUAAAUAAGGAAAACGGAGAUGUAACGCAUGUUACACGUUGCUCUCGACUAGGGCGGUGAGGCGCCACGAAACUCGUGGACAUUAAAGGAGAAAUUUCUCUCGUUUCUCGUUUCUUUUAGAUGAUUAUAAGAAAGACGGCAAGAAAAUGGUCAAAGAAGAGUCCAAGGAAGAGAAAAUGUGUGCACAGUGCAGCAAAACAAUUGAGGGCAAGUUUUUGCUACGAGCUUUGGACAAGUUUUGGCACGAAGAGUGCUUGAAAUGUUCGUAUUGCAACACACAGCUGGCAGACUUAAGCUUUAAGUUUUACCUCAGGGAAGAUUUAAAACUUUGUAAACGAGACUACAUCAGGUAAAGCAUAAAUGUUUCUUUUCUAAUUGCAAGAAUAUCUGUGUAUUCAUCCUCUCUAUCAUUAAGGAAGAAUUAUAUAGUGAAACUUAAAUACGCAGGAACCAUUUCUAUAGAUUUUAAAAUUGUUCAAUUUUUUUCAUUGUAAAAUUUUCCUGAAAGCUCAGAAAAGAAAACGGAAUACUUCUGUUUGUGAUCAUUAGAUUCUAUUGCUGUGAAAUAAUGAUGAAGAUAGAAGAAGUAUUAGGAUUAGUUCGUAAAAUUUGUAGAUUUUCGCUGUAUAGUUUUAAUUCCUUUCCAUGGUUAUAACCUUGGCCCAGAUCAGUAACUCCGGUAAUUCCACGGCAUAUCAAUUUCCUGCUCAAACUUUUUAAACCUUUUACAAACCAUUAUACUGAAAACUGGCCAACAGCCAACUUAAUCAGUUUAUAAUUACUAAAAACGGCAACAUAGUCCAAAACGAAAUAAGAACUUAAGGAAUGUUCUCUUUCCUCUUUAAAAACUAUAUCAUAAUACAGUAUGGUGUGCAUUACUAAACGCUUUUUAUCAUUUUUCAAGCUGGCUGAAAAGAUUUAUCUAUGAUGGACGCUGAGUGAAAAUGCUUCAGCUUCCCGGCAAACGUAUUAUGAAGUUUGGUUGAAUAAACUCUACAUGUUGUUAGCUUCUGGCACAAACGGGAAAUGGGUACUUUAUCAAAUUCUAUUUCCUUGAUCGGAAGGCGAAAGUUAAUAAUAACUACUUUGUUCUGAAUAAGGCAACACACUAUCGUGUAAUAAGUUUGAACCUUGUCGAUGAUUAGCCAGUGAAUGAGCCUUUAACCGUAAAUUUCCACAGCGUAUUAACAGGUAAAAUUACCGGAAAUUUUCAAGUGAGCACCAGCUGCUUGCAUUGUUAAAAUUAACUUGCUGUGUUUUCUCCUUUUUCUUUUAUAUUUCUGUGUACUUGAUAAAGUCUUUUUUUUGGAUAUUUUUCAGCUGAGAGAUUCUCAGUACACGAUAUCUAGUAUGUGUUCUCUUGAUUAUUUAUUAUUACUCAACUGAACGUAAAAACUGCAGAGAGACCGUCUUGUUAACAUUGAGAGGAGUGAUGCGUCCGUCUUCUUGAAAUGCAGACUACAGUAAUUAAUCAACGACCUUAACAGGAUCAGCAGUUUGUGAGUGUUCUUACUCAAAUCAAGCUGUGAGUGAGAAAUUUAACCUACGUCUCACAUUUUUUGUAAUUCACUAACACAUAAAUGUAUUCAAAAGAUGCUGUAUUACUGAAAUCAAGCGAGCAUUCAUGUUCCAUUCCGCAGCCAUAAAAAAGUUCGUUAACUCAUUUCUUCAGGCCUAAAUGGCAAUUUUCAGGCCUAAGCCUCCACGGGUUAAUAAUAUCACUGCUACCAUUCGACCUUCUGUCAUCCUUUUAAACAAAUUAAAUUUUUGCUUAGGGUUUGUCUGGGAGCAUAAAUCUGUCUUCAGUUUUACACGCAGGUAUCGCAAACAACAUAAUCGGAUCUAAGGGAUUAUUCCACUAAGUCCGCGUAAAUUGAUCGAAGACAGCCAGCCUCUUGCACGUGACCAGCUGAGAGGAUAGUUCUCAGUGUAUUUAUAAGACAUAGCAUGUUUCCCUUUUUAUUAUUCCAAGCGAAACUACACUCGUGGGGAUCAUUCUGUCAACUCUGGAAUAAAUACCCUUACCUAUACGUGACCUAAUCGAAUGAAAGUCAUGACUCUUUUCAGUAAGUUAAAAAUGUAAAGCAGUCUCCAUGUUCUUUGUGAUAGCUGUUUAUAUGGCGAGAGAUGACAUUUCCUUAAACAUGAAACUGAGUAAAAAUGCUAUAAGUUAUAAAUAACCAGCUAUGGUAAAUUGCUAAAAGUUUUCACCAAAUUUUUAAAAUAGCUAUGAGAUUAUAACCACACACGGCGUUUCUCAUUUCACUGACCUUGGCACGUAGAUCAAUUUUGAAGUAUAAUGGGUUUUGUUUACUCUCCCUUUAUUUGCUUUAAAUUUAUCACAUGGCAGUGUUUAAGUAACCUUUAAUCUACUGCAGACAUGCCUUUUUUUAGCAAUAAGUCAGGUGAUAACUUACUUUAGCUUCUCUUCAUCAUCAUUGAAUUUAACUGGGCAGUUUUAAAAAUCCUCGCUGUUACUUUGAUGAUGCUUUGGCAAUGUUUCAUAGUGACUAGUGAACUUCGAUGAGAAGUAGUUAUAAAUAAAGUCAUUGAGUGGUUCAAUAUUUUAGCAAUACCUUGGGGACGCUCAUUAUUUAUUAACGGGGGGGGGGAGGAGUGGGGGCGGUUGGAAUAUUUUCUUUGUGUCCGGAUAAAACUUCCUGAUCCCCCAUAAGACUGAAAUAUUCGAAUGAUCCACCUCACUCGCAGUCAAUAUUUUAGCUGGCGAUGACUGAUCUUCCCUCGUUCCUCCUGAAAACCACGUGUUUCCCCAAAAUACCAUUUCUCCCCACUCCCCCCCCCCCAGCCAAGGCGAUAACUAAUGAGGGAGAACCAUGUUGCAUACUAAAAAUGGACGUCAUUUGAGCUGAUAAAGAUCUGAUCAUACCUUAAUAUGACAAGAAGUAUGUUUAUUAUUGUAUUAGAUUGCAGUCGAACGUUUUCGUAUCGUGAAUCUUUGGGCAGCAGAGGGGCGUUUCUCAGUUAAAUCUGUGAGCGUUCCAACAAAAGAUUACACUAAGAAGCACUCUGGAGUCUGGCCAAUAUGGUUAUAGACACUAAUGAUGGGAAUGGCUUUGUCUAAAUAUUUUAAGGUCUUUUAAUGGAAUAUAUUCAGUAUUAGGUUUCUUAAGCCCACUUUUCACCUCAGUUCAAUUGUAUUUAUUGUUGUUUAUUGUCAUAUGUACUUAAUGCUGUACAUUGUAGCGUUCUUUUCGCUGAAAAGUUCACAAGCUCUUCCCAAGAAAUUUAAAUUUGUUGGUCGAUUUCGUAAUUUGGAUAGCUUUCACUGAAGCUUAUUUGAUAAAGGUAGGCCUUUUGCAAUUUUCGACGGCUUGCUUAAUAAAAUUUCUCUCUGGACAGAGGAAAAAACAAGGAAAUUGAAAUUUAGCCCCCAUUUGAACAAAAAUCAAAAUUGUAACACAGGCCCCAGGUUUGAGAGCUAACCCCCAUAUUUUGCCUUGUUUCGUUGUGUUCCAUCUCCUUCAGGAGAUUUUGAAAAAAAAAAAAAAAAAAGAAUCUUUACCGAUUUGACAUCGCCGUACUGCAUCAUUCUUUCUUCAGACGUUUCCCGUAGAUAUUAUGCCCACUCCUCUCUCGGCUAUCCUUACAUAUUGGCUUUUAUUUUCAUUCCAGGUUAUUUGGUGCCACUGGACAAUGCGCGCACUGCUCCAAAACGAUACUACCGCUGGAAAUGGUGAUGCGGGCUCGUGAGCACACGUAUCACCUUGAUUGCUUCGCCUGUCACAUCUGCCAGUACAGAUUCUGCGUCGGCGACAAGUUUUUCCUCCACUUUCAGGUGGUACUUUGCGAGGCUGAUUACUAUGACAUCACAAGCAUUUUCAACGUCAAUGACAUGGCUUACUAUGUGUGACUUCCGGUUAUUUCUCCCCUGAUUCUGAUACACCAUUUUAGAAAGGUUUGAAAAAGGACAGGCAGAGACCAACUCAGGAUCAAAAAGUAGAAUGCUUUGGACUGCAUGCCUCCUAUGUUUUCUCAUCUUUGUCCAUCAGCUUUAACGUGAUAACUCCAAAGACCCUUUAGCUUUUUCUUUUAAUCAUAUAUUUGUAUCUUAGCAUCUUCGUUGCAAUGAAAAGAGGAUCUUACAUGGCCGCGUGGAGAUACGAAAUUUAUCUUCGAGCGCUGACAAAUAUUUCACGAGUGAGCGAGGCGGACGAGCGAAUACUUUUUAACAAGAGAGGAGGAAUUUCGUAUCUCCAAGCGGCCAUAUAAUAUCUUCUAUUUAUCAUAUAAACACCAAUAAAAUACUAAAUAAAAGGCGCUACAUCAAAGGCGCGAUUUCUUUAUGAAACCAUAGCGACAGUGAUCUUUUCACGCGUGAAGAUGACAUGUUAUCUUUAUGCGUGAAGAUAUCAUGUUUUCGCGCAAAAGCUCACUUGGUAUUCCACUGAUGUUUAUAUACUAAAAACGUUUUCUAAUUGUCAUCUUAUUAUUGUCAAGUACGUUUUUGGGAGAAAGACUUCAUUCAGAUACCGAAUGAAAAAGUACUCUGGAACAUCGAAUUCUGAAAACCUCUUGACUCUUACGUUUCAACCACAAGUUCUCUAGAAGGAAACUCAGGAAUUCUAAUGAGAGGACUAGUACUUUGUAAGGUAGAAAUAAAUAAGCCUCAAACU